This is a messenger RNA of Schizosaccharomyces cryophilus OY26, 1875 nucleotides long. RefSeq lists its product as uncharacterized. Bases 812 to 1270 code for a protein of 152 amino acids. The transcript is spliced from 3 exons. The record is from RefSeq and is a predicted model, not a curated record. Lineage: Eukaryota; Fungi; Ascomycota; Schizosaccharomycetes; Schizosaccharomycetales; Schizosaccharomycetaceae.
CAGCCACUAAACUUAUGUAAUAUCGUUCGUCAUAUAUGUACUUAUUUCGCUUGUCCCUAGGCAUUUUUUUAACGAAAGAUUAUUUUUAAAGACUGGGCCAUCAUUCGUUUAACUCUUUGGUAAUUUUAAAAAGGGUAAAACUUACCAAAUUAGAAAUAAGAAAUUUCCUUUCACCCUUGGCACCCUGAAUUUAACAACACUUACUAUUAAGCUCAGAAGUCUCGUUCUUACUAGUAAACAAAAAAGUUUCGAACAAUGUGGACUUACUGUCCAACCUUCCUCCAUAUUGAAAGGUUGGAUGGAUCUGGCUAACGAAAUAGAAUUAGCGAGACGGAAUACAACACAAAGUCCAUUUUUGGUAUACAUUGCUAGCUACAUUUAUAGGCAUAAAGGCAUGAUUAUCUCGCGAAAUGCUUUUUUUUGAUAGAGUGAGAUUACCUCUGUGUCACGUUUGUCACUGUCAUGGGAAAAUACACUGUAUAGUAAUAGGAGGACGGGUAUCCAAUUAUGACACUGUUACUGAUAUAGUGAUACAUACGAUAAUGUCUAAUACUACUUUUUACCUUGGCGUUUUUCUUUCUUCCUCAUAUCAACCAAACCUGCAUUGAAAGACCAACAAGAAGCCUUCCUUGUUUCAAGUCUGCCAAUUUCAACCAAAAGGGAACGCUAGCAUUGAUCAAUAAGUAGGAGAGCGUCAUAGUAACUUAUCAGACUUUAUCGUUCAUUUAUUCUCUCUCUUUCUACUACUAUUUUAAAGGUGUCGUAUAGCGUAACAAAAAAACCUACUGUUUGGAAUUAAUAACUUUGCAAAAUGAUUGCUCCAGAGAAGAAGUUUUUUGAUCUAACAAGGGUCACAGGACAUAUUCCUGAAAAGGAUGUUGAGACAAUAUUCGACAAACUCAAACCAGUCUCACCGUCGUUCAUGAUUGGUGAGUGGACUGGUGGAGACUUUGACACCGGCCAUAUUGGCCAUAAAUACCUUACAGAUAUGCGCUGGGCUGGCAAAGCAUUUCGGUCUCUUGAUGAUGGUGACCCUAUUCUUAUUUAUAAUGACAAGGGUCAACGGGUGUGGAACAAGGACUGGGGUCAUGCCUCUCUACGGGAAAUGGUAUUUCGCAAUGUGACCUCAACAUCAAUGAUUUAUGACGAGAAGCCAAUUUUUGACCAUUUUCGUUUUAUAACAGACGACAUGGUUGCUGGAGCAAUGGAAUCACCUAAAAUGUUUGGUACGGAAAGUACUUAUUAUUUUUAUUUAACUCGCUUGAAAUAAAAGAAAGGCCAAUGCGACGGUGUGGCCACAACCAUUUAAAGUAUCCCUGUUAAUUGUCCCUACCUUUGCUUUUCUUUGAUUGAUUUCAGAAAUUUCUUUUCCAAGUCUUGCAGGAAGUGUUGUUAAAAUCUUCUCUAUCUUUACUCCGUAGUUUUUGUAACCGUAAUUCACGCAAAUGUGGAUAAUCAACUACGACCUUUACUGCAGUUCUUGUCUCUCCAACCUCACUCGUGCAAUGCUUGCUGAAUCUAUUCAAAAUUGUGUGUGUGUAUCACCAACCAGGAUUGGCCAGUGCGAAGCUAAGCAAGGAGGUAUGCUCGGUUACCCUCUACUACCAAGUCAUUGAAAGAUCCAAGCGUUAACAUAUGAAACUUUUUUAAGGCAAUCUAUAUUUUCAAUAAAGCUUUCAUAAGAAUUGUAUUCUACAAAAUAUACCUAGGCGACGACAACACAGUUCCCGUCCGACCACUUGUAGUUAAGUGAAAACGUCUAAAUGCCACGAUAGAUAGGUGUUUUGUUUUAAUUAUCAUAACUAUCACGAUAAGAGAAUCUUUAUAGAGCGGAAAUAAUAAGCAUGGUGUAAACUUUUGUUAUCAAAACUGAAC